AUGAAAUUUGACCUUCCCAACAUCAUCAAAAGAAGAGAAGAUUUGGAUCAACUCACGGCACCUUUCUCAAGGCAAGAAAUUGACAAUGCCAUAAAAGAAAUGCCAGCUGAUAGAGCGCCUGGCCCGGACGGUUUCAUGGGGCAUUUCAUUAAAUCUUGCUGGCACAUUAUUAAGGAGGACUUCUAUAGGCUGUGUGACCAGUUCCAUGAAGGGACUCUAAAUUUGGAAAGCAUCAAUGAAGGCUUCAUCACUCUCAUACCUAAGGUUUACUCACCUGAAACAGUAAAUGAUUUUCGGCCUAUCACUCUUUUAAAUUGCUGUCUCAAAGUGAUAACUAAGCUUCUUGCCAACCGUCUACAAAAGAUCAUUCUAAAAAUAGUUCAUCACAAUCAAUAUGGUUUCAUUAAGCGAAGAACUAUACAAGACUGUCUCGCUUGGGCCUUUGAAUAUAUCCACCAGUUUCAAACCUCCAAGCAAAAAAUCGUACUUCUCAAGCUUGAUUUCGCUAAAGCUUUUGAUACAAUACAACACGGUGCUAUGCUUCAAAUUAUGAAACAUAUGGGAUUCAUCGAUAAAUGGCUGUCUUGGAUCAAAAACAUAUUCUCCUCCAUUGGACUCAAAAUAAACUUUCAUAAAUCAACACUUAUACCAAUAAACUGCGAUGAUGAUCUUACAAGUGAGCUAGCUGGUAUUUUUGAAUGUACGAUUGGAAACAUGCCUUUCACUUACCUUGGCCUACCCCUUCGCACUAAUAAACCCUCCAUUCAAGACUUAAUGCCACUGGUGUGCUCUGUUGAACGAAGAAUGACUUCUACUUUGGCGAUGAUGUCGUACGGAGCAAAGCUGUCUUUGGUAAACACAGUCAUCACCUCACUUACUAUCUUCGCCUUAUGCACGUUGAAGUUUCCCCCCAAAAUUUUGGAGCUACUUGAUAAGAUUCGUCGGAAAUGUUGGUCUACUUACUACUCAGACAAGAUACCACAUGCUUCCGACCCUUGUGGCUCAUUUUGGUGGCGAGAUGUUCUUAAAUUAACUCCAAUCUAUCGUGGCAUAUCCAAAGUGGAGAUUUACCGUGGCGACAAAGUACUCAUGUGGAAGGAUUUAUGGCUUGAAGAUAUCUUAUCUGACUCUCACCCAAGGGCCUUCUCCUUUGCUCGAAAUGAAGAUAUAUCCGUGCAACAAUUUCUCACUAUCACCUCCCUCGACGAGGCGUUCCACCUUCCUUUAUCCAUGCAAGCGCGUGAUGAGGUCAGAAAUAUUCAACACCUUGUUGCCCACGUCACCUUAGACAAUGGUCACAACAUAAAGGAUGUUUGGUCUUAUAUCUGGGGGACAACUGAAUAUGCUGCUAGAAGGUUCUAUAAAUUCUGCUUCAGAAAUGUCAAAGCUCACAAAACGUACCAUUGGUUGUGGAAAUCAAAAGUUACAGUCAAGAUAAAAGUCUUUGGCUGGCUUCUCCUCUCUGAUCGCCUCAAUACUAGAGACAUGCUCAAGCGAAGGCACUAUAAUGUUGGAGACGAUCUAAGCUGCCUCCUCUGUGGUCAUGCCCAAGAGGAUGUUGAUCACAUGAUCCUCAACUGUCCAUUUAGUAAACAUUGCUGGUCCAGACUUGGGAUGAAUCCAGAACAACAUACCACGCGACUACCCUGGUUGGAAACGGCCAAGAAAAACUGGAAUAAACCUAUGUUCAUGGAGGCAUUCAUUCAGGCAUCUUGGAGUAUUUGGAAGGAGAGGAAUGACAAACUAUUCAGACAAAUCAACCCCUCCUACAACUCUUGGCUAGAUAGAUUUAAAACAGAUUUUGGUCUUCUUCAAUAUAGGGUCAAAGAAAAUAUGAAGGACUUCAUUUUCCUUUUGUUAGACUCCCUUCCUUCUGACUAG
Triticum dicoccoides is the source of this 1881-nucleotide messenger RNA. RefSeq lists its product as uncharacterized. The record is from RefSeq and is a predicted model, not a curated record. Bases 1 to 1881 code for a protein of 626 amino acids. The transcript has 3 exons. Lineage: Eukaryota; Viridiplantae; Streptophyta; Magnoliopsida; Poales; Poaceae.